CCAUUCCUUAACCACUCGGUCCACUCCACCGUCGUCACCGCGUAAGGAUUCUUCGUCGCGUUGCCUUUUGUUAUCUUUUCAUCGGAUCCGUAUAACAACAACGGAGACACGAUCGAUCCGAUCCGAUUAGGUUGAGGUAAAGCUCGGAUCAGACGCAAGAGACAUAUCCGUCGAAGCUGUUACUGCUUCUCGGUUGUUGUUUGAGUUUCGAUCGUCAUGAGUUUCAUCUUCGGCAAGAGAAAAACUCCCGCAGAACUGCUGCGGGAGAAUAAAAGGAUGUUGGACAAAUCCAUAAGAGAGAUAGAAAGGGAAAGGCAAGGGCUACAGACGCAAGAGAAGAAACUAAUUUCAGAAAUAAAGAAAAGUGCCAAACAAGGGCAGAUGGGAGCUGUUAAGGUGAUGGCAAAGGACCUUAUUAGAACGCGGCAUCAGAUUGAAAAGUUCUAUAAGCUUAAGUCACAACUCCAGGGUGUAUCACUUAGAAUUCAGACAUUGAAGUCCACGCAAGCCAUGGGAGAAGCAAUGAAAGGUGUGACAAAGGCAAUGGGCCAGAUGAAUAGGCAAAUGAACUUGCCAUCACUGCAGAAAAUAAUGCAAGAAUUUGAGAGGCAGAAUGAGAGAAUGGAAAUGACGACCGAGGUGAUGGGAGAUGCUAUAGAUGAUGCUCUGGAAGGGGAUGAAGAAGAGGAGGAAACAGAAGAACUAGUGAGCCAGGUUCUUGAUGAGAUUGGAAUAGACAUCAAUCAGGAGCUUGUGAAUGCACCAUCAUCAACUGUUGCUGCACCAGCUGUGAAGGGUAAAGUUGCGCAAGCCGAAGCUACUGGGAAUGAAGAUGGUGGGAUUGAUAGUGAUUUGCAGGCAAGGUUAGACAAUUUAAGAAAAAUGUAAUAGUAGUGGUGUUACUGUUACGGCGACCUGCAGGCCAGGUAGAAAAUUUAAAGUCAUGACUAUUUCUUUUACUUUUGUAAAUUUUCCAGUCUGAAUUAUACUUGUGAUGAGUAUGAAAAUUGCCAGAA
Molecule: messenger RNA, 1016 nt
Organism: Tripterygium wilfordii
Lineage: Eukaryota; Viridiplantae; Streptophyta; Magnoliopsida; Celastrales; Celastraceae
Product: vacuolar protein sorting-associated protein 2 homolog 1
Exons: 5
Coding region: 217-888 (223 amino acids)
Biological process (GO): late endosome to vacuole transport; protein transport; endosome transport via multivesicular body sorting pathway
Cellular component (GO): multivesicular body; ESCRT III complex
Source: RefSeq, a predicted model, not a curated record